ACGAAGCAUCUGGUCUCUGGAUCGAUCAUGGAUGUCAACGAUGUAAUCAACGUGCAGAACGACGAUGGAAGAACCGUGCUUCACCUAGCAGUGCAACGGCAUGACCCCGCUGGAUUUACUGAAGAAGCAGCCGCACACUGCAUCGUCUGAGAUACUCAUCAAGGAGCUGAUUCUGGCCGGCGGGAUCUCGAACUCGAGGGAUCACGAGAAGAGGUCCGCCAUUGCUUCUCAACUGAAGAUGCACCACAUUGUGGGCAGCCCGGGGACUUCUUUCAGAAUCUCAUAUGUUGAGAUUUUCCUCCAUGCGGGCAUUGAUGCGUCAGGCGUCAGUGAAAGAACGAGAACGAGAACGACCUCGUUCUCCAGGGAAUCGGACGAUGACACCUCCUCGGUGGACUCCGUCAAGAGAUGGAGCCAUGUCGAGACUACCCCGACACCGCUGAGGCAGAGGUACUCCAAGGUGAGCUCCCUAUUCGGCAACAAGCGAACCUUGGCAAGUCCAUCAAUGAAGAUGAGGUCGGCAGCUGACCACACACUGCCCGAAUCUCCCCCGGUUUCGGCGUCAUGGUCUUCGUCGUCGUUGAUCGACAAGAUCGAAGCAGUCCGUCUAGACAAAGACGAACCAUCACCCAGCGCGAGUGCAAUGAUCAGGCACACACCUAAGAAAUAUGGAUCUCUGAACAGUAGACUUAUGAACCAGUACCUUGGCACCGGAGCGCAGUUGGGGGAUUCAACCUCGGGGCAGCGGUCGAGACGAUCACUUUUGUCAGUAGUCUAAUCAGAUGAGUUAGAUGGUGCAGUUUAAAUUUGACUGAUAAGGCUGAGAUAACUAAAUAUGUCUACAAAAAUUACUAAUGCAAUGUGGGCAGGUAAGUGUAACUGAGUGCAUGAUCUAGAAAUGGAUGGAUUAUAAAGUUCCUAAAGUUAAUUACCAUAUGUGCAAAUCAUGACCUCUGCCUUACAUAAUGUGUAAGUACAUGAAAUGACAGAUGUGUCUAUCAUUCAUCA
Molecule: messenger RNA, 1008 nt
Organism: Hordeum vulgare subsp. vulgare (domesticated barley)
Lineage: Eukaryota; Viridiplantae; Streptophyta; Magnoliopsida; Poales; Poaceae
Exons: 2
Coding region: 101-778 (225 amino acids)
Source: RefSeq, a predicted model, not a curated record